AUGGCGGAACAGACGAAUCUUUACAGCGUCCAAGAAACCCACAAUAAUGUGAACACGACAGCUGACGAAAUAAGGAAGCUUUUUGGUAUCCAUAUUCUGAUGGGUGUCAUUGCUCUGCCUCGCGUCAGCCUCUACUGGGACCCCAUCAUGAAAGUUCCCUUGAUCAGCGAGACCAUGUCUGAGAAAAGAUUCUUCAAGCUCCGCAACACUCUGCAUGUUGCAGCUGAAGCUCCUGGUGAACGAAACGACGAUCGCCUGUGGAAACUGCGCCCUUUCUUGGAUCAGAUAAGGCAGCGGUGCUUGGAGCUUGCCAUUGAACAAGAAUCGUCAAUUGAUGCGCAGAUGAUUCCCUUCAAAGGUCAACUUUCCAUCAAACAGUAUGUCAAAGGCAAGCCAACCCCUUGGGGGAUCAAAAUAUUCGCUCUCUGCGGUAGGAGCGGCCUGCUUUAUGACUUUGCGGUUUAUCAGGGGGAAAACACAAUUCCCGAUGAGCUGAAGAAAAACUACGGCCUUUGUUCUGGUGUUGUAUUACACCUGUCUAAAAGAGUCCCAACUGGCUGUAAUUGUCAACUCUACUUUGAUAACUAUUUUACGUCAGUGCCGCUCCUCCGCAAACUGCGAAACAAAAAAGAUUCUCGCGCAGGGACUGUGCGGAGUAACAGGCUGGGCAAGUGUCCUCUUGAACCAGCUAAAGUAAUGAAAAAGAAAACGCGAGGAUACUCCAUUGAGUAUGUCACAAGUGACGAUAUUGUUGUGGUUUCGUGGAAGGACAACAGCAGCGUAUGUGUGGCUUCCAACUUCGUUGGAAUCGGAAACCAACAGCAGGUAAAAAGAUGGGACAAGGCCAAGCGUGAACACAUCUUUGUAGAGCAGCCGGAAGUAAUUACGAAGUACAACCGGAAUAUGGGAGGCGUCGACAAGAUGGACUUCCUGCUUAGCCUGUACCGGAUCAAAAUCAAAUCAAGGAAGUGGACGCUAAGAGCACUCUUUCAUUUUGUAGACAUUGCUGUAUGCAAUGCUUGGCUAGAGUACAUACAGGAUCACCCGGACAUGCGGAGGUCAAGGAUACUGGACCUCAUGCAUUUCCGCCUGCAGAUUGCGGAGGCCCUCAUCACGUCUGUGCCAGGCAAGAGAAAGCGUGGGAGGCCAUCACAAGAAAUUGAAGAUGCUCCCAUGAAUCCCCCGCACAAGAAGGCAGCGCGCAUCCAGCGGCCAUGCUCGAAUAGCCGUUACGAUGGCGUGGAUCACUGGCCAGAAGCUCGAGAUCAAGCAGUCCCAUCAAGGUGCAAGUAUGAAGGAUGCAGAGGAAGAUCCCGAAUAUUCUGUAAAAAGUGCCGCGUGCCGCUUUGCCUGACGAAGGAUCGCAACUGCUUUUACAGAUUUCAUGUUUGA
Messenger RNA from Ixodes scapularis (black-legged tick), 1392 nucleotides. Its product is annotated as piggyBac transposable element-derived protein 3-like. NCBI's taxonomy places the organism in Eukaryota, Metazoa, Arthropoda, Arachnida, Ixodida, Ixodidae. Bases 1 to 1392 code for a protein of 463 amino acids. The record is from RefSeq and is a predicted model, not a curated record. The transcript has a single exon.